Entamoeba invadens IP1 is the source of this 546-nucleotide messenger RNA. RefSeq lists its product as hypothetical. The transcript has a single exon. The coding region runs from base 1 to 546 and encodes 181 amino acids. NCBI's taxonomy places the organism in Eukaryota, Evosea, Mastigamoebida, Endamoebidae. The record is from RefSeq and is a predicted model, not a curated record.
AUGUCUUCGACAACAGGCAUUCAGUUAAUUGAUGAAUCGAUUCCAUGUUUUGAAAAGUGGACAAGUGUGCACGGAAAAGUCGUGUUACUUUAUGACAGCAAAAAAGAUGAAGGCAGUAAUAAAACCUUCAACACAAGUGUUAUGCAUAAAACAAACGUAUUUAUUAUUAACAUCGACGAAAAUGGCCAUUUCUUCGGCGUUUUUGUGAAGAAACCAAUGACAUUAGAUAACGGAUUUAAUGAGGACAGAGAUCACUUCAUUUUUGCAUUAAAUGGUGAAGGGAGAAAAUCGCCUGAAAUGUGGAGAAUGAAAACCACUGAAUUUGGUGGAAUUAAGUUGAUUAGAGAUGACGACAUUUUGUAUGAAGUGGGGACGUGUGACGGGUCUUUUGAAAUCUACAAAAUUGGGAUUAAAGAGUCGAAGUGUAAUAUGCUUGGCAUGGUGUAUAAUGGAAUGAGUGACAAAGAUCUGAAUGGAACUAAUUGGAUUAGAAAACAGAAGUUUGCAGUGAGUCGUGUUAUUGCUCUUCAGAUCUCCACUGACUAA